ACUGUAUGUUGGGGGAGCGACGUCUGUUUCCCCCUAUCCCUCCGCCGUCAAACCGCAGCUCCCAUCGUCCCUCCGGCGGUGGACGUCUUGACCGUUUUCCCUCUCGCCCACCGGCGCCGUCUCCAUCCAACUUCCGGUGAGGGCGCGGCCCCACCCCUAACCUAAACAUCCGGUGAGGGCGCAGCCUCGACCCCCGCCACCCAUCCCAACUUCCGGUGAGAGCGCGGCCCCUAUCCACAUCGCGAGCCGGAACCCUCCACCACCACACACAACAUCCGGUGCCACGCAUUUCCGUUUCCGGGUGGUGGGUGUUGUUGCUAGGUUUCAAGAUGGCGGCGGCUGCGGCGGCGGGUCGGGGCUCGCUGUUUCUGGGCCCCGGGGGAUGGCGGUGGUCGGGGGCCCGGAGACGGAGGAGAAGGAGGAGGGGGUUAGCGGUUCCCGGGCUGCAGGCCGCCCUCUUGUUACUGCUGCUGCUGGGCUGGGCGGAGGGAGGCGGCGGUGGCGGGGGCCGCUACCAGGUCGGGGAGGCGGUGACUGUGUACGUGAACAAGGUGGGCCCGUACCACAACCCGCAGGAAACCUACCACUACUACCGCCUGCCCGUCUGCCGGCCCGACCGCGUCCGCCACAAGAGCCUCAGCCUCGGCGAGCUGCUCGACGGCGACCGCAUGGCCGAGUCCCUGUACCAGCUCGCGUUCCGCCGCAACCAGAGCAAGAGGCUCCUCUGUGAGCUGAGGCUGGAGCCGCCCGAGAUCGAGGAGCUGAAGGAGGCCAUCGAAGAGCUGUACUACUUUGAGUUUGUGCUGGAUGACAUCCCGAUCCGGGGCUUUGUGGGUUACCUGGAGGAGAGCGGUUUCCUGCCCCACACCCACAAGAUCGGCCUGUGGACCCACCUGGACUUCCAUGUGGAGUUCAACGGCGACCGGGUCAUCUACGCCAACGUCAGCGUGCGGGAUGUCAAGCCCUUCAGCCUGGAUGAGCUGCGGGCACCAGUCAGCAUGGCCCACACCUACAGUGUGUACUGGCACGAGACCAGCUUCCCGUACGAGCGACGUGGGGAGCGUCUGCGUGACUCCAGCUUCUUCCCCCGUACACUGGAGAUCCACUGGCUGUCCAUCAUCAACUCCAUGGUGCUGGUCUUCCUCCUGACCGGCUUCGUCGUCAUCAUCCUCAUGCGCGUUCUGCGCAACGAUUUCGCCCGCUACAACCUGGAGGAAGAGGCCGCUGCCGACGACUUCGACCAGGCCGACAACGGCUGGAAGAUCGUCCACACCGACGUCUUCCGCUUCCCCCCGCACAAGAGCCUCCUGUGCUCCGUGCUCGGCGUCGGCACCCAGUUCCUCGCCCUGGGCACAGGUGAGCGGCGAGUUCGUCCCCGCUCUUGUUUUCUCCAAGAUGUCCAAUCCCUCGGGGUUUGCCCUGCUGCUCAACGAGGCAGCAGCCGGCCCAACCGCGGUCUCCACUCCCAGCUUCCUGCCUGCGGCGCAGUCCCCCUCGAUUCCAACGCCCACACUGACAUGCCCUUGAAAAUAGUCCCGAAUUCUUCAGUGCCCACUGGAGCAGGGGUGGGUCAUUCAGCUAUUUCCCAUUCG
This is a messenger RNA of Rhincodon typus (whale shark), 1592 nucleotides long. RefSeq names its product transmembrane 9 superfamily member 1-like. Lineage: Eukaryota; Metazoa; Chordata; Chondrichthyes; Orectolobiformes; Rhincodontidae. Gene Ontology annotation, cellular component: membrane. The transcript has 2 exons. Gene Ontology annotation, biological process: protein localization to membrane. The annotation marks the transcript as partial. The record is from RefSeq and is a predicted model, not a curated record.